GGAGGACUGCAAGCUAACGGGGAAAGAAAGGAUAAUAAGUCUAAGCAGGGUAACUUUGGGCUAAGACGCUAGUUAAUGCCUUGUAAAUAACUAAUUCUUUUAGCAUCCAUCAAGGUAGCAAGAACUUUCAUUUAGGGUAAUAGAUUUAUAUUCACGGCAGUGAAAUGCUGCUCGUGGAUUAUGGGUACAACUGCUAGUGCAGCGCCGCAGCCAGUUUCAGUAGCACCUCCUCACGAAAGUGUCCAUGGCAACGGGAUGGCGGACAACAGGCGAUCGCUAAGCAUGAACUCCUUUCAGACGGUCAGCAUUCACAACAACAAGGCCAAGUCUAUCAUCACCAAUAAAGUGGCUCCCGUAGUCAUCACGUAUAAUUGCAGGCAAGAAUUUCAGAUUCAUGAUGACCUACUUAGAACGAAUUACAAAGUUGGACGAAUUUCAGAUACGAUGCCUGAACACUACCUGGUUCAGGGGACGUAUUUUAUGGUUCAGGAUGUGUACAGUAAAGUGGACGUCCUAAACACUACAGGGAGUUAUGGAGCCCCCAACUUUCGGCAGGCCAAGGGAAACUACCCACUGUUUGGAAUGGGCCAGCCUAGCCUGAACGGCUUCAAACAGGUCCUCCAGAGACUGCAGAGCGAAGGCCAUGAGGAGGUUAUUUUCUUCUGUGUACGAGAGGAGCCGGUUGUGUUCCUACAUUUGGAGAAUGACUUUGUGCCAUACACCCCUCGAAAGAAGGAAAAUCUCCACGAAAACCUGCACCGGCUAGAGAAAGAAGUCACGGUUGAAGCCCUUGAGCUCACCAUCAGAAAGGAGCUGUAUGACUUUGCAAAACUGAAUGAGAACGUGUACUACGUCUACAAUGAUAUCGAGCACUUUAAAGAUGAGCCCCAACAUAUCACCAUCACCUGUGAAGAGGAUAUCCAUGUCACUGAAGAAGUUUACAAGAGGCCCCUUUUCACAAUGCCUUCGUACAGGUAUUACCGGUUGCCUCUGCCAGUGGAAGGGGCACCACUUGAAGAGGAGUUUGAUGCCUUUGUGAACAUACUCAGGGAAAGCCCGAACUUGUUGCUCACGCGGGAUGCAUCCAGGCCUCUGCCAGCUUUGGUGUUCAGCUGCCAGGUGGGAGUGGGCCGCACCAACCUGGCCAUGAUCCUCGGCACCCUGGUCAUGUACCACCUGAGGGGCGCGCCCGAAAAACCCACAGUGGAUGAGGCUGUGCCCUCCACGCCAAAACCACUCUUCCAGAUUAUCCAGACCUUAAUCAGCAGGCUGCCCAAAGGCCAGCAGGUCAUGGAGGAGGUCGACAGCGCUAUUGACCUGUGCUCGGAGAUGCACGACAUCAAGGAGGCCAUCUAUGAAAACAAGAAGAAGCUGGAGGGGAUCGGAGAGGAUUAUCAGAUUCAGGGAAGCAGCACCAAAGAAUACUUCCUCCAGAGGACAUUGCAGAGCCUGGAACGUUACUUUUACCUGAUAGCGUUCAAUGCAUACCUUCAUGACCAGUAUCAUCUUGCCUUUGCGUCCAACUUCAGACAGUGGAUGUGUGCUCACCCCUGGAUCUACAGACUACUGGCCUGCAUGAACCUCUCUGAGCUCUCUGCCCCUGCUGAUCUUGUCACUAAGGGAGCACGAGUAUUGGUGGCCAGUGAGUUCUUGGCUCCAGACGUCCUCAGUACUGUCAAGGAGAUGAAGGUGGCCAACUUCCGACGGGUUCCCAAGAUGCCUGUGUAUGGCAUGGCCCAGCCCACCUCAGAGGCUACAGGCGCGGUGCUGGCCUAUCUGACGGACGAGAAGAGGAAGCACUCCCACGUGCUGUGGGUGAACCUGCAGGAGGAGCUGGUGCUGGAGGGCAACGGGCAGGUGUUCACCCCCCGAGAGCCGUCCUGUCUGGAGCAGCACAUCCCCGUCCUGGCUGGCGACUCGCAGCAGAUCGAGAUGCUGGAGACCGCUGUCAAAGAGGAGAUCCUGAGAGCGCAGAAGUGGCUAGAGGUGACCCUGGAACAGGAGAAGCAGAUGAAGAUGUUCAAGACCUGCCUGACUGUGCAGGAGGUCUUCAACCAGCACAAGAGUACUCACGAGGGCCUGGUGUACAAACGCAUACCCUUGCCUGACUGCUGCGCUCCUAGGGAGGAGGACUUCGAUAAGCUGAUGGACAUGAUGAAGAGCUCUCUGGCAGAGGAUCCGUGCUCGGCCUUCGUCUUCAACUGUCACAAUGGCAAGGGCAGGACCACCACCGCCAUGGUCAUCGCCGCUCUCACCCUGUGGCACUUCAACGGUUUCCCCGAGUUUGCUGAUGAUGAGAUUGUGAGCGUUCCUGACGCCAAGUACACAAAGGGAGAAUUUGAGGUGGUGAUGCAGCUGGUCAGGCUGCUGCCUGACGGGCACCGGAUGAAAAGGGAGGUUGACAUGGCCCUGGACGCGGUCAGUGAGACCAUGACCCCCAUGCAUUACCACCUGAGAGAGAUCAUCAUCUGUACCUACAGACAGAUCAAAUCGGGCAAAACAGAGAAGGAGACGCAGAUGUUGCUGCUGAAGAGCCUGCAGUACCUAGAGCGAUAUAUGUAUCUCAUCCUCUUCAACACCUACCUACACCUGGAGAAGAAGGACUCCUGGCAACGAUCUUUCAGCGCGUGGAUGCACCAGGUGGCUGCCAGAGCUGGAGUUUAUAACAUCCUCAACCACCUGGGCUUCUCUGAGUUUGAAAACCCAAAGGACAAACCACUGGCUAGGCUACGCUGUCGCUGGCAACCACAGAACGUCCACUCGCUGCCUUUCAGAGGGGACUUCAUUUGAGAAAUGAUCACUGUGAACUGCCAAAAACCUUUGGCCUCACCUUCCAUCCCUACUUAAUUUUCUUACACCUUUUCUUUUUAAUCCCCAAAAUAACAUUUUUCUUCUUUUUAAAAUUGCAGUAUGAAAAAAAUGUUUUUAUUGCAGAUUGCCUGUCUUUUUUUGAAACCAUGCCUCGUUCCUUUACUAUUUAGCAAUGUAUAUGUCCUGCUCUGGCUCAUGGUAUUAAUGUUUUACUGUAAGAUAAGGAGUGAGUCCCAGCACACCUGCUUUUCUGUCCUCUACUUACACUGUUAGACUGUACAGUUUCACUAGUUGUAGAAGAGUAAAAUGUCACAUUAUAAUACAAUCACUGGACUGCCAUAGCAAGUUUUGAUGAUAGCUCUACAUAAUGGUGGGCCAUUUUGAGUUUUUAUUAGUUUAUAUGUUGACUCAGUGGAAAUUUAUGGUUUGAAUCAGUUUAAUCUGUUAUUUAGGAAAAAUGGUUUUGAUACAGCCUCGGUACACCUGCUCCUUCAUAGUACCUGGUUAAGCAUUGUUGUGUUCACCUAUGAACCUGAAAGGGCCCCCUUUCGGCCAUUCCUCUAUAUGCACACUCUGGUUAGAAAACGUCCUUACCAGAUAAGGCAUCUGUCCAUGGCAAAUGUAUCUACGUGAUAUUCACAGAAUUAUCUAAUCCAUCGUGACAUGCAUUCCCAUAUGCAGUCUGUUUAAUUUCUGGUGGAUUCUGGAUUGACACCACUGUCUUAUCUCUCAUUUCACCCCCUCUUUACCCUCUCUCUCCCCCUCUCUCCACCUCCCCCCCCCUC
Megalops cyprinoides (Indo-Pacific tarpon) is the source of this 3596-nucleotide messenger RNA. RefSeq names its product phosphatase domain containing paladin 1a (gene pald1a). The record is from RefSeq and is a predicted model, not a curated record. NCBI's taxonomy places the organism in Eukaryota, Metazoa, Chordata, Actinopteri, Elopiformes, Megalopidae. The coding region runs from base 181 to 2790 and encodes 869 amino acids. The transcript is spliced from 20 exons.